CACAGUAAAAUUACACGACCCAAUCAAUCCCCCAUUCCCCACUGUCACCAAAUUGUCUCACUCAUAAAGGCACUAACCACCAGUAACAAGUUUCAAAACACCGUUUUCUAAUUUACAUAAAAAAAAAAACCGUGUACACAACACAACGAAAGGACACACACACUCUACAACGUUGCUGUUUUCUACGUUUGCGUAGUUUCACACCCAAAUACAAUAUUUCUGCUACAAAAUAAAUCUAUAUUCUUCAAGAAAAAGACCCCAUCAGUUAUUUAAUUAUAAAGCUUCAAACUUUUCAACCAAUUCGGUGACCCAUUUGCCGGAACUGUCGAUUUCCGGUGAGAUUCCGGCGAAAAAAUGGAGGUUGAAAGUGAAAAGCCAGGAGGAUCUGAUGGAAAAGUUUGGAACUUUUGUAGAAUGCCGUUUUGGCAAACAAGUCACAAUCCUUCAUCAUCAUCAAUUACUACUACUUCUUCUUCAUCCACAUCUUAUAUGCACAAUGUUCAUCACCAAAGCCAGAGUCUUCAUUCUCUUGACAGAUCCACUCAUCAAUCUUCAGCUACAGUUUCAUCUGUUGCUAAGUCUUUGCUCCCUACAAGGAGAAGGCUUCGUCUUGAUCCUCCUAAUAAGCUCUACUUUCCUUAUGAACCUGGUAAGCAAGUUAGGAGCGCAAUCACAAUUAAAAACACUUGCAAGUCUCAUGUAGCUUUCAAGUUUCAAACAACUGCACCUAAAAGUUGCUACAUGCGCCCUCCUGGCGGUAUUCUUUCACCCGGAGAAAGUAUAAUUGCUACAGUAUUCAAGUUUGUUGAGCCACCAGAGAACAACGAGAAACCAACUGAUCAAAAAAGCAAGGUUAAGUUCAAAAUCAUGAGCCUUAAAGUGCAAGGUGAAAUGGACUAUGUACCUGAAUUGUUUGAUGAGCAAAGAGAGCAAGUCGCUGUAGAGCAAAUUCUUCGAGUUAUUUUUCUGGACCCUGACCGGCCGAGCCCUGCCAUGGAAAAGCUUAAACGUCAAUUAGCUGAGGCGGAGGCCGCACUAGAAGCACGAAAGAAACCACCAGAGGAGACCGGUCCACGAGUAGCUGGAGAGGGACUUGUUAUAGAUGAAUGGAAAGAAAGAAGAGAGAGAUACUUGGCAAGGCAACAGGUUGAAGGUGUUGUUGAUUCAGUGUAAACUGUAAAGUACUUAUUUCUUUCAUCUUCUGAUCUUGUGUCAAAGUUUUACAUGUUCUCCUUUUGAUUCAGUGGUAUGAAGAGAUAUUGUGAAGACACUGUUUUUUCCCUUCAUUUUCAAUAAUGUUUGUGGUGUUAAAUGUGAGUGAAUUAAUGCUAUGAUUCGGCUGUACUCAAUUGUUUUUUUGCAUCAUCUCCUAUAACUUGUAGAUAGCUUGUUUUUUAAUUUAAAUUGUGAACUAGAUUUUUCUUUUCAUGUAGUUAUUGCCAUGGUUGGUCUUGGAUUUGCUUAA
Cicer arietinum (chickpea) is the source of this 1465-nucleotide messenger RNA. Its product is annotated as vesicle-associated protein 4-1-like. The record is from RefSeq and is a predicted model, not a curated record. Gene Ontology annotation, cellular component: plasma membrane; endoplasmic reticulum membrane. NCBI's taxonomy places the organism in Eukaryota, Viridiplantae, Streptophyta, Magnoliopsida, Fabales, Fabaceae. Gene Ontology annotation, biological process: endoplasmic reticulum membrane organization.